Molecule: messenger RNA, 957 nt
Organism: Tremella mesenterica DSM 1558
Lineage: Eukaryota; Fungi; Basidiomycota; Tremellomycetes; Tremellales; Tremellaceae
Exons: 5
Coding region: 1-957 (318 amino acids)
Source: RefSeq, a predicted model, not a curated record
AUGCGAUCCACCUCACGAUCCACUUCUCAAAGUCCAUUGAAUCCGCCACGGACGCCUCCUCCUACCUCGGGGCGUGUUCAAGACCAGCGCGAGUUUAUCGUCGUCGGCCUUGAAUCAGAUUGGAUCCUUGAUUCAAUAUCAUCCGAGGUCUUGCAACAGGCUGUUGCACUGGCGAUUGCUCUAGUGGAGUCGCCGGCCGGCUUGUCGGCCACAAAUACGAUUCUCUCCGCGCCUCCGGCUCCCUCUCCCGGGCCUACCGAUCCCCUCCCUCCUCCCCCGCCCUUAUCUCCUCCUCAACCCAUCCAUCCCACACUCAGAGCUUGGUUAUCCGCAAAUCGCUGCCAGAUUUGUGUAGACGAGAGCAUAAUAGACUACGGAAUGUCAACUUUCGACAGGCAUCUGGUACACUUGGCCGCUGUGAUUGCUCACGAACUACAGCAUGUCAUCAUGUUCUUCCGGGACCGCACCGCAAGUGCCCCUCCCACAAUCCACGACGGCUGUAGGGAGCAUAUGAGAGCAACUUCAGUCGGUUUGGUAGGCGAGAGUGGGUGUUAUUGGGAAAAGAUGACUCUAGGAGGAGAGUUGAUCGGGGUCCUGAAGAGUGCUGAAACACGCCGAUUCCUGAAUGAGAUAGACUUUUUGAUUUUACAGGAAUACCACCCCAUUGAGCAGUACGGUCCAGUGAAUUUAUCCGCGAUAGCCCAACUGGCAGGACUUCUCCAUGGGUGGCAGAAUUGCAUCCCGAUCAGAGUUAGAGCGAACCUACUCACUCCCGGACUCAACACUCAGCUCCGACUCCGGGAUAGUCAACCUUCCGGGACAGGUCCAUACCGUCACCCUCCACGUCGCGCCAUACUUGGUAUCUUCCCUCAGACCAACCCUCGGACGUGUCGCAAGACUAUGAGGACGAAGGAGGUGCUUCCCCUCACUAACGAUGCAAACACAGAUCAGAAAUAG